Nomia melanderi (Alkali bee) is the source of this 1180-nucleotide messenger RNA. RefSeq lists its product as uncharacterized. The record is from RefSeq and is a predicted model, not a curated record. Lineage: Eukaryota; Metazoa; Arthropoda; Insecta; Hymenoptera; Halictidae.
UUGAUAAACCAGAAGACUAAGCGUCGUUAACGAGGAACGAGUAACGAGGAACGCGGCCGUCUUUAGUUUCCCGAAAUAUCGGCCACGCGUCUCGUGACAUCUGCGGGGCGCGUAGUUCUUUAAGAUUGGCAGAGAACCGAACAGCGCAAGAAGUAGAAGAUACUCGUCGAAAGCAUCAAGCGAAACGGCAAGCGGAAGCUGCGUUCCCUGGUAGAUGUUUCGAAGGAAACACCGAUCCGGCAAUCUGAAGCAGGAAAGGGAGAAGAUCACGCAGUACCUGCAGAGCUUCCUGUCUCGAGUACGAGAUCCUGAGUACGGGGAUCCCGGAAAAGGGGACGAUGCCGCGGCGGAGGACGCAACGUUGAGCGGAUCGACGAGCAGACGGAUCACCGAAGAUGCGAGGAAUAAAGUGUUAGCUGCCGAGAGUACCAGCGCCGCCAUUCGAUUGUCCGCGUUGGACGUUCCUGGACCCUCGAGAGUCGAACCUAGCAAGAAGAAGUCGGACCCAGUCAUGCGGAAGUCCACGCAGGACAAGUCUACGCAAAUGUGGAAGAAUCUGAGCACGCAGAAGCUCCAGGCGGACGAACAAGACGACGACGAUUCCGACCAGCAAGAAUAUCCUCAGAGGCCAAAGUACAUUCUGGUAGGAUGGGAUCGUUUCCGUUCGAAACUGAUGGUCCUACUGAUAGUCCUGUUCCUUUUAUGGGUAGCGAUCUACUUCCCGUUGAUUGGGAGCUGAAAGUCAAUAGCGAAGAUUAACUUUAUCAUUCGUCGAACGGAAACUGUAUCGUAGAGUUCUCUCUCGAACUCUUCCGAUCGUUGCGAAACGGUAACUUGUAAAUAUGUAAAUAAGUCUUGGAAGAGCACAAAGAUGUCACGCGCCGAUCAUUUUCGAAUAAAGACGCCGUUCUGCUAAUUAUCUACUACCAAUUGUGACACAGUGCGCCAAGUUCAAUUACGACGCGAUAACAACAACGUAACGUUGCCGAUAACGAGUAACGGUAAAAUUGGCGGACCAAUGGUGUUCGAUUCGAAUGCAACGGAAUAAAACGAUGCAAAAGAGAAUGUUCUCUAGAGAACCACAUUGUACUCUUCACUUGAGAAUCCCUCGAUUCUGCCCUCCUGAAUCUGAAUAAAAUCGAUUACGAUCGGACCCCUAUGAGUCACGGUGCUUCCUUCC